AUGGUGCGAGGACCUGUCUUCGUUUGCUUGUCGGUGGCUCAUCCAACAACCGAUGAAGAGGAUCUAGACUUAUCCAAACGCUACUUCGACCCCAUCCGAUUCAUGAUGAGGCCCAUGCGCAAUAGGGAUGACGCCGAAAAACGUGCCUACUUUGACCCCAUUCUCUUCGCAAAGCGCUACUUCGAUCCAAUCAUCUACAGGCAUCCUAUGUGA
Mesocestoides corti is the source of this 213-nucleotide messenger RNA. Lineage: Eukaryota; Metazoa; Platyhelminthes; Cestoda; Cyclophyllidea; Mesocestoididae. The record is from the annotation of a GenBank genome assembly.